AUGUCGAGAUUUUCUCUAGCUAUCUCUUGCUUUCUCUUCGUCUCAACGAUUGUUAAAGCCACCGAUGUCAAGUAUUGCGAUGACAACGAAGAGUAUGAAGUAAAGGUCCAAGGUGUUCAUAUAUUGCCUUAUCCUAUAGUUAGAGACGAACCAGUCACUUUCAGCAUUUCUGCUAACACAGAGAAUGUGAUCUCAAGAGGAAAGCUGCUGAUCGAAGUUUCAUACUUUGGAUGGCACAUUCAUUCUGAGACACAUGAUCUUUGCGAUGAGACAAAAUGUCCAGUGGCUAUUGGAGAUUUCUUGGUAACACAUUCGCAAGUUCUACCCGGUUAUACUCCUCAUAACCACAUGGCCUCCUUUGACGGUCCAGGCUUCUCAAUGGUCGAUAAAUCUUGGAUCCAGACCAAAGCCAUUGACAUCGUAUCCUCAACAGACAUCUCUCCUUACCUCUCCCGUCUCCUAGAAGACUGCGUCUGGAACGGAAACAGAGCCAUCGUCUUCGAAGUCUACUGGGACAUCGAAUCCGUCAACACAAAGUCCAAGCAGCGUCUAUCCUCAGUGAAGCUAAGCACCAAGAACUUAUGUCUCUUCCUCCGUCUUCCAAACCAGUUCACUGACAAUCUCAACGAUCUUUACCGCUUCUUUGCUUCCAAGUUCGUCACAUUCGUCGGCGUUCAGAUCCAAGAAGAUCUUGUUUUACUUAAAGAGAAUCAUGGGAUUGUGAUCAGAAGUUAUCUGGAGAUUGGGAAGUUAGCUGCUGUGGCUAGAGGAACUCCUAUUGUUGAGUUUCUUGGGACUAGAGAGUUGGCUGAGAAGAUACAUGGUAAUGAUAUGAGUAGACUUGACUCGAUUCAGUCUAAGUGGGAUGAAGCUGGGGGUAAUGAUCGUCUUGAAGCUGCAGCUAUUGAAGGUUGGCUUAUUUACAAUGUUUAUGAUCAGUUACAGCAGUGA
Eruca vesicaria subsp. sativa (arugula) is the source of this 951-nucleotide messenger RNA. NCBI's taxonomy places the organism in Eukaryota, Viridiplantae, Streptophyta, Magnoliopsida, Brassicales, Brassicaceae. The record is from the annotation of a GenBank genome assembly.